AUGUUCAUCGGAGAGUUCACACCAGAGAAGGGCCUUAUAAGUGCAGUGAAUGUGGAAAAUCUUACUCCAGUUACUCUGGUUUCCAUCCUUAUCAGAAAGUUCACACUGGAGAAAGGCCUUAUGAGUGUAUUGAAUGUGGGAAAUGUUUUAAACAGAGCUCUACCCUCUGCCAUCAUCACAGAGUUCACACAGGAGAAAGGCCUUAUGAGUGCAGUGAAUGCAGAAAAUGUUUUACCUGUAGAUCUUACCUCCUUCUUCAUCAGAGAAUUCACACUAGAGAAAGGCCUUGUGAGUGCAGUAAAUGCAGUAAAUCUUUUACCCAGAGCUCUGCCCUCCGUGUUCAUCACAGAAUUCACACAGGAGAAAAGGCCUUUUAGUUGUGGUGAAUGUGGAAAAUCUUUUACCCAUAGCUUUUUCCUUCAUCAUCUUAAGAAAACUCACACUGAAGAAAGCCUGUAUAAGCCUGGUGAAUAUGGAAAAUCUUUUAACAGUAGCUCUAAACUUUGUCUGCACCACACAGCUCACACUGGAGAAAGGCCUUAUAGGUGUAGCGAACAUGGGAAAUCUUGUACCUGA
Messenger RNA from Phyllostomus hastatus (greater spear-nosed bat), 576 nucleotides. Its product is annotated as putative zinc finger protein 826. The transcript has a single exon. Lineage: Eukaryota; Metazoa; Chordata; Mammalia; Chiroptera; Phyllostomidae. The record is from RefSeq and is a predicted model, not a curated record. The coding region runs from base 1 to 576 and encodes 191 amino acids.